Messenger RNA from Pteronotus mesoamericanus, 1542 nucleotides. RefSeq names its product four and a half LIM domains 5 (gene FHL5). NCBI's taxonomy places the organism in Eukaryota, Metazoa, Chordata, Mammalia, Chiroptera, Mormoopidae. The coding region runs from base 278 to 1132 and encodes 284 amino acids. Gene Ontology annotation, molecular function: transcription coactivator activity. The record is from RefSeq and is a predicted model, not a curated record. Gene Ontology annotation, biological process: positive regulation of transcription by RNA polymerase II. The transcript has 6 exons. Gene Ontology annotation, cellular component: Z disc; nucleus.
UUUUAAGUACAAGUUGACAAGGAAUGCUUUUUCAGCCCAGUAGGAGUCAGCUAUGUGCACGUCACAAGACUUGGAGGAAACCCACUAAUCCUCCUAUUUUCUUCUACUAAGUUGAAAAAGCUGCAAUUGGGAGGGACCCUCAGAUAGCUCUUGUGGCUCAUUCUAUCCCUUUGGAGUUGACCUAUGAAUGUGUUGCAGGGAAAAAAUCAUCACAUAGCCUCCUUUCAACUGUUUAAAUUACAGGGAGGAGCAACCUUAAGAAAAAGAUCGAAACAAAAUGACAGCUUCUCAGUUUGACUGUCAAUACUGCACAACAUCACUUCUUGGGAAGAAGUUUAUGCUGAAGGAUGGCAACCCAUACUGCCUUUCCUGUUACGAUCGUGUCUUUUGUAACUACUGUGAGGAGUGCAAAGAAACAAUUGAAUCAGAUUCCAAGGAUCUUUGUUACAAAGGCCGGCACUGGCACAAAAGAUGCUUCAACUGUGCCAAGUGCAAUCACUCUUUGGUGGAAAAGCCUUUUGUGGCCAAGGACGAGCGCCUGCUGUGCUCGAAGUGCUAUUCUAAUGAGUGCUCCUCCAAGUGCUUCCACUGCAAGAAGACCAUCAUGCCUGGUUCCCGCAAAAUGGAAUUUAAGGGCAACUACUGGCAUGAAACCUGCUUUGUGUGUGAGCAUUGCCGACAGCCAAUAGGAACUAAACCUUUGAUUUCUAAAGACAGUGGCAAUUACUGUGUGGGGUGUUUUGAGAAGGAGUUUGCUCACUACUGCAGCUUCUGCAAGAAGGUGAUAACUUCAGGUGGGAUAACGUUUCGUGACCAACCAUGGCAUAAGGAGUGUUUUCUGUGUAGUGGCUGCAGGAAGGAGCUCUGUGGAGAAGAGUUCAUGUCAAGAGAUGACUAUCCAUUCUGCUUGGACUGCUACGACCAUCUUUAUGCCAAAAAGUGUGCGGCCUGCACCAAGCCCAUUACCGGUCUCAAAGGUGCCAAGUUCAUCUGCUUUCAAGACCGCCAGUGGCACAGCGAAUGCUUUAACUGCGGGAAGUGCUCAGUCUCCUUGGUGGGAGAAGGCUUCCUCACCCAGAACAAGGAGAUCUUCUGCCGCAAAUGCGGUUCUGGGGCGGACACUGGCAUCUAGAGGGAGGCAGUCCUUCCCUGCCUGAAAUCACCUUGGUUUUGUUCUCACUAAAUCCAGAACUUGGUUGAAGUCGUAUUUCUGACUUAAGUUUUAGAAAAUAUUCAUGUAGAGUUCUUAACAGAAGGAUUUGGCAAACACUCUGAUUGAACUGUAUAAUAAUUAGAGCACAAAAGAGCACAGUCUUACAGAAAGGAAUAUAUAUUAAGUCACAAAGUCACCUCUCCUUGCAAAAUACUGCACUCUGCUGUUAGAAAUGUGGGAAAUUAUCUCUUUUUUGUAAUCAGGUAUAUGACCUAACCAGAAAAGUCAUGGAUGUUAUUACAGAAGACAGAUGUUUCCCAAAACUGCAGAGUAAAAAUGAAAUAAAGAGAUCAAAUUAAAAGGCAUAUGUUUGCAUUCCCACCAAGCCA